Messenger RNA from Symbiodinium sp. CCMP2592, 2403 nucleotides. The record is from the annotation of a GenBank genome assembly. NCBI's taxonomy places the organism in Eukaryota, Dinophyceae, Suessiales, Symbiodiniaceae.
AUGACUUGGGGAAAAAACGGUGCCAAGGGUGCAGCAACGCCCUACAUCGUCUGUCCUCACUGCUCUAGGGCGGGUAAGCAGAGCUGGAUUUUCGUAGACAGAGUCCAGCACCAUCCCUUUUGCAACCUGUGUGGCAACGCCUGGAAGACACAGGGUGCUCCGGUCACUCAAAGACUGCGCCCGCGGGGUCCCAAGAAGAACAGGGACAGAAGCGCAACCACUGAGAGUGCAACUCAAAGCCCCCAACGGCCCAGGAAUCAUGAGGGCAACCUCUCCAAAGCCGUCACGACUCUUUGGCAGAAGUUUCCCCCAGAGGUCCAGAAGGAACUGAGCGAGACAGGUUUCCAAGCAGGCCGGCAGCCGAGUCCGCCUCCAGGCCUCCAGUCUGGAAAAGGCAACGGGGCAAAGGGAGGGCUUGACGAGCAGGCCGAAGCCUCUAAGAACCUGUGGGAUUCUGCGUCUGAUGAUCAGAAGAAGCUGAUGCGCCAAGCUGGAAUCCCUGAGCCGGUUGCGUCGGAGCCAACAGACCUUGCGGCCCUUUGCAAAAAGCACUUGGAGUCAAUGCCGCCUUCGAUCCAGCAAGCCCUUGCAGCACUUGAUCCUCCGGCCCCCACGCAGACUCAGCAGAUUGAGAUUGCAACUCGUCGCUUUAAGCAGAGCACUACGGACUUGCGACUGAUGAUCCAGCAAACUGCUGCCUUACAGAUUCGCAUAGACCGAGCCAAAGCAACCUACCAAGAGCUGCUUGAGAAGAUGAAGGUUUGCCAAUCUGAUCUGCAGAGCAAACAAGCUGAAGUCACGGCUAUGCAGUCGGAGUUGGAAGCCACACUCCGUGCUGAUGCUUCGGGUCUGGAGGACCCCGCGCGCAAGGACGAUCCCUUGGAAGGGCUUCUAGAUACGCUUGCCAAAGUUGGGAUUGUCCUGACCCAGGAGCAGAAGGAGCUUUACGAGGAGGCCCAGCGCGGUAAGCUUAACGAUGGGCAGCAGAAUAUGGAAGUUGAAGCCACAAACCAGCCCGGUUUGACGGUUGAGCAGGGCAGCUUAGGUUGGUGGCUGUGCCAAGAGAUCUUGGCCCUCCAACGUUCUUUUGACUUGACUUUGCUCUUGCUUGUUGCUCGGGGCUUUGAAGUUUUGCGCAAAUCGCAGCCACAGGGGCACAGGCAAAUGCGAGUCACAUCUUGCAACAUCACUUCUUGGAGGCCAGAAGUCAAGCAAUGGUUUUCAGCUCAAGGGGAUGUUAUCUUGAUUCAGGAGCACCAUCUUUUGGAGUCCCAAGUUGUUGCUGAAAUUUCGUCCAUGGCUGCCAUGGGCUUUGACUCCUUCCUUGUGCCCGCAGCCCCUGGGGAAGGCCAGUAUACCAACCAAGGUUGCGGCUACGUGGCGGUGACGCUACGCACACAAGGGGCUGACUUGACAGUAGUUAGCCUGUACCUCCAGUCUUCCUCCGGCUUCGGGUCCCCGGUCAACUCUGACAUCCUAGCAUCUCUGCGCGCAAUUCGUCAAUCUGUGAGGGGCCCAAUCCUGAUAGGUGGAGACUGGAACUCGCCUUUGAAGGAUUUGUUGGACACUGCCAUUUUUCAAAGUUUGUCCCUUGAACCAAUUGGGCCCAACAAAGCCACAUGUGGUGACAAUGAGCUUGAUUUUCUGGCUGUAUCACACUGCCUGGAAGGUUUGCUCCGGGUUGAUGCCUCCUGGGAUGUUCCUUUCAAGCCACAUGCAGCAAUCCAAGUUGCCCUUAAUGUGGGCGCUUUCCAGCUCACCACUCCACAGCUUCCCUCCUUUGUGCUUUCCUUCAGGGAAGAACCGCUUGAUUACCUACAGGUUGAGGAGACCCUCGCCUCUUUGCCCGAUACCACCUUGUCGGCUGACCCCCUGAGCAAUCGACUGGCUUCCAUUUCCAGUUCGGUGGAGCACAGUCUUUUGCAAUCGUCCCAGGGUAUUGGUCGCCAACUCCAAGUUGAAUUCCUCCCAGCUGUUCCUCGCAUGUCCCAGUUCGCAUGGGAAGGCUCUUGCCAGGCUUUUUGGCACCGGGUACAAUUUCUGUGCCAGGGAGACCACCCCAAACGUCGAGAGCAAUGCCAGGAGUAUUUGCCGCAGAUCCUGGACCACUGGCAGGGCAACUCGGAGGAGGCUGUUUCCUUUCUUUCUACGCUCCAGGCCUGUCUCUCGGAGCAGGCUGCUGUUCCCGAGCCCGUCCAGCAAUUAUUGCAGGAGCAAUUUCUGCUGGCCUCUAAAGUUCACCAGGAUGCCCAGACCAAGUCGUACAGGUUCGUGCCCUGGCUAGAACCAAACUAUGGCUCCGCACUUGGAAAGGCGUACUUAGAGUUGAGGACCUUCCUCCUCUUCCACACGCAGAGCAACAGGCUCGCGGAAAGCUACGGGAACUGGCUGCUCAGCAGGUAG